Molecule: messenger RNA, 495 nt
Organism: Neltuma alba
Lineage: Eukaryota; Viridiplantae; Streptophyta; Magnoliopsida; Fabales; Fabaceae
Exons: 2
Coding region: 1-495 (164 amino acids)
Molecular function (GO): nucleic acid binding
Source: RefSeq, a predicted model, not a curated record
AUGGGGUUUCCUACAGUGUCCACCCCUUAUCAUCCUCAAACUAAUGGUUUGGCUGAAGUAUCAAAUCAAGAGAUCAAACGCAUCUUGGAAUGGAUUGUCAAGCCGUCCAACAGAGACUGGAGCUUGCGACUAGAUUAUACACAGUGGGCCUAUCGUAUUGGCCACAAGACCCCAAUUGGUAUGUCUCCGUAUCAGAUCAUCUAUGGUAAGUCUUGCCACAUUCCGGUAGAGCUGGAGCAUCAAUCAUAUUGGGCAGUUAAGAGCUGCAAUGCUGAUUUGGAGGAAGCUGGCCUAAAUCGACUCCUUCAAAUUCAAGAACUUGAAGAAAUAUGGUUAGACGCCUAUAACAGUUCAAACAUCUACAAGCAGAAAACCAAGCUUAUGCCUCAUACCAAAAAACUCGAGUCUUCAGGCUCGAAGAAGAAGUUUCGCCCUCGUGAGGAGACUAGACUUCCAAGGAAGAAAGUUGUGGAAUUAUUUGCCAAUAGGGGGUAG